Molecule: messenger RNA, 1512 nt
Organism: Cadophora gregata
Lineage: Eukaryota; Fungi; Ascomycota; Leotiomycetes; Helotiales; Ploettnerulaceae
Exons: 4
Coding region: 1-1512 (503 amino acids)
Molecular function (GO): heme binding; iron ion binding; monooxygenase activity
Source: RefSeq, a predicted model, not a curated record
AUGCGUGCUCAUAGCGGCAAUUCAGCCACUCUUCUUGUCCUUUAUGGAGUUAUUACAAUCGCAGUAUAUGUUGCUGGUCUCGUCAUCUACCGAAUCUUCUUUCAUCCACUCGCUCACUAUCCGGGGCCGUUUUUCGCCAAAUCUUCUGACUUUUAUUCUGUUUACACUGCUUGGACGGGAGACCGUCAUUUAGAUUUCCACAGAUGCCACGAGAAAUAUGGUUCUGUGUUUCGUUAUGGCCCAAAUAGCCUGUCAUUCAAUUCUCAUGAAGCCUUGGCCGAUAUAUACUCGGUCAAAUCAAAUGUUAGGAAAGCAGAUUUCUACAACAUGUUAUCAACGCCAGCUGGUCCCAAUAUCGUCAGUGCCAUUCCGAAAGACCUACACGCGAAGAAGAGACGAAUUCUAGCUGCUGGAUUUACGGACAAAGCUCUCAAGUCUAUGGAAGAAUACUUGUUGAUCCAUAUCCGGAGUCUCUGUGAGAAGCUAUCCACGACAACGAAGCCUAUGGAUGUUUCGAACUGGCUCAGCUACUUGACUGGUGAUAUUCUUGGGGAGCUGGCAUUUGGGAAACCAUUUGGAUUUUUGGUGGAGGAAAACAACAGAUACAUCCUAGAUGCUCUCAAUGGAUCUGCGGCAUAUGCACUGAUUUCUGGGGUAACAGCCAAACCUCUAAGAACUCUACUACCACGCAUCCUAUUUCCCCACCUCACCGCAAGCCGCAUCAAAUAUCGCAACUUUGCCAUCUCACAGGCAGAACAGCGUACCAAGAUGACAGGCUCAGAUCAUAAAGACUUCUAUCAUUACUUCAUGGAGUACAAGAACCCACACACCGACGAGAGACUUCCCCUGCGAGAAAUGUUUGCUGAAGCCAACAAUCUGAUCAUCGCCGGUUCCGACACGACAGCAACAGCUCUCGCUGCCACAGUCUUCUACCUCACACAUAACAAAGCUGCACUCCAAAAGGUCAAGGAGGAAUUAAAGAUCGCAUUCGCAGGCAUGGAUAUCGAGGAUGUCCGAUCCGGUCCAGCAUUAACAUCUUGCAAAUACCUAAAAGCUUGUAUCGACGAAGCCAUGCGCAUGACUCCUCCAUUACCAGGAAUUCUUCCGCGUGUCGUCCUACUCGGCGGUAUCGAUAUCCACGGACACUCCAUCCCUGAAGGCGUCGAAGUCGGCGUAUCAGCGUAUUCACUACACCACAACUCCUCGUACUUCCCCGACUCGUUCGAGUAUCGACCUGAACGCUUUCUCGACGCCGAAGCUGAAGACACCCUCAAGUAUUUUGCGCCUUUUAGUGUCGGACCGAGAGCUUGUAUUGGAAGGAGUCUGGCGUAUAUGGAGAUGAUGAUCUUGUUAGCGAGGAUGUUGUUGUUGUUUGAUAUGAGGGCCGUGGGGAAUUUAGGCGAGGGUGGAAAAGGGGAGGGGGUGGGGAGAGAGAGGAAGUCGGAGUAUCAGGUUAGAGAUAUAUUUGUGUGCAAGAAGGAAGGUCCAGUGGUUGAAUUUACGAAUGUCUAA